GAGAGAAUGGAGUUCCGACUCUCAAAGGCGUUGAAGAUUUCAAAGAGUGGAUGAUUGACGCCGGCUUGGAGGGCCGAGUCGAGAUUUUCAAGGAGACGCCGCCCGGGCCACCUCCAAACGGGACCUACCAAGCUUUCCUCAUCGACUCCGGCAGCGUGGACGACUUUGGCCUCUCCGGCACCCAGAGGGCCGUCCUCAGCUUCAUCAUCUCCGGCUUCAUCGGCAAAACGUUCAGCGGCGACGGCGGCGUGAGGAAUGUCCUACUCAGCGACUUCAGCUUCGAUCCCAAGGCCCUGGCGGGCACCAUCAGCCUGGACCCUGGCUUCGUGGACGGCAACGACUCGUGGGUGACGCGCUUCCCGGACACCAUCAACGACUUCAUCGUGGACGAGUUCCGGGAGGUUCAGGACGGAUUCCUCAUGGGGCGGACGUACUUCGGUCCUGAGGUGGAGGUGGGGGACCCCACGCUGUUCGAAUGCGGGCUGGUGAGGGUGGCGCUGGCCCUGCCGGAGGGGAAGACGGCCAAGGAUGCCAUUCUGGGUGCCCGGGAGGAUGGCGAGGAGGAGAGCGCGGAGGAAGACGGCCAG
Molecule: messenger RNA, 587 nt
Organism: Ostreobium quekettii
Lineage: Eukaryota; Viridiplantae; Chlorophyta; Ulvophyceae; Bryopsidales; Ostreobiaceae
Source: the annotation of a GenBank genome assembly